This is a messenger RNA of Effrenium voratum, 540 nucleotides long. NCBI's taxonomy places the organism in Eukaryota, Dinophyceae, Suessiales, Symbiodiniaceae. The record is from the annotation of a GenBank genome assembly.
AUGGCGCGAGAGGCGGAUCGGCGAGGGGCCCCGAAGCCCAAAGAUGGCCCGGAGAUGAAGAUGACCUCGGAGAAGGACUUGGAGGCCGCCUUUCGGCUCCUGGACAGCGAGAACAAAGGCAGUCUCACCUUGCCACAGGCGGUGGACUUCUUGAUUUGCGCUGGCUGGUGUUUGCCAGAGGAGGAAUUGGAAGAUGCGUUGUGUGGUGGUGCGUCUUCACAUGCGGCACCGCAGAGAAGUUUUAGCCUCCCGCAGCUGCUGGAUGUGCUAAGGCGAAUGCAGCAGGACAAGGAGAACAUCAGUGUUGCCAGGCUCUCAGAGGCACUGCAGCACGUGGCGGACGACGGGGAGGUGGGCCUGGAUCACUUGGCCGAGGUGGUGUGCAAGGGCAAGGUUCCCGUCAUGUCGGAGGAGGAGCUUGAGGAGUUGUUGGGGACCCUGGGCGUCUUCGAGGAGGAGUUGGAUUGCCAGCAGUUGGCGCAGAGCAUCUUGCAGUGUGCAGGAAGCCCGGACUGGAUCUGCACAGUGCUCAGCAGUUGA